Molecule: messenger RNA, 879 nt
Organism: Andrographis paniculata
Lineage: Eukaryota; Viridiplantae; Streptophyta; Magnoliopsida; Lamiales; Acanthaceae
Exons: 3
Coding region: 1-879 (292 amino acids)
Source: RefSeq, a predicted model, not a curated record
AUGACAUUGGAUGAACUGUAUGGUACAUUGGUGAGCUAUGAAAUGAACUAUCUCGAAGAUGAAGCACCCAAAAGUGUGACUCUGAAUGCUGAAGACUUGGAGAUGAUAGAGUCUGAUGAAGAAAUGGCACUGCUGAGCCGUAAACUUUCUCGUAUGAUUAGUGAGAAACGAGCUGCCAAGCUGAAGUUUGGGAAGUUUCAUAACAGAAAUAGCUAUCAGGAUGAGGUACAUCCAGUUCUCAAUGAAAAUGGUGAAUCUGCUGGUGGUGAUGAACAUACUGAAAAUCAUGAAGUUGUUGCAUUUAUGGCAAAUGCUGAUGAAUCCAGUGAUGAAAAUGAAGAAUCCAGUUCUAAAACUACUGAUGAGUCAAGGAAACUCGAUGUUGAUGAGCUGACUGAAGCUUAUGAAGAGAUGGUAUUCGAACAAAAGAAAGAUGUGAAAAAUAAAGAACUUCUUGAUACCAUUUAUCGUUUAGAGGAUCAAAAUGAGAAACUUGAAGAUGAACUUGAGAAGUUGAUGAAGAUUACUUAUGAUAAAUCUUCUGAAUCAGAGAGGUUGAAUUCUGAGAAUCUGAAGUUGAAGGAUGAAAAUGAUAGGCUUCGGAAAGGAAAAGAAAAAUUAGAUGAAGUCCUUUCAAUUGGUAAACCAUUUGGUGAUCACAAAGGAUUAGGUUUCUGUGAAUCAUCUCAAAAAACAAAAUUCAAGGAAGAGCAGAAGCAGAAACAGAAACAGAACCGCAGAAGAAUUCAGGAUGAUAAUUCAAAGUUAUCACAACCUACUGACUGCAAGUACUGCAUGUAUCCUGGUUAUUCGGCUGUGAAGUGCUUAAAGCUGGCAAAAGAUGUUGUCAAUGGAAGACACAUUCAAAUGGCCUACUAA